Drosophila eugracilis is the source of this 3309-nucleotide messenger RNA. Its product is annotated as retinoblastoma family protein. Lineage: Eukaryota; Metazoa; Arthropoda; Insecta; Diptera; Drosophilidae. Gene Ontology annotation, biological process: cell differentiation; negative regulation of G1/S transition of mitotic cell cycle; regulation of transcription by RNA polymerase II. Gene Ontology annotation, cellular component: chromatin; nucleus; transcription regulator complex. The transcript is spliced from 8 exons. Bases 304 to 2844 code for a protein of 846 amino acids. Gene Ontology annotation, molecular function: RNA polymerase II transcription regulatory region sequence-specific DNA binding. The record is from RefSeq and is a predicted model, not a curated record.
UAUCGAUAUGAUAUGAUUGCCCGAAGUCGUUUCGGCGGGAAACUAUUUAUAUUUAUAUAAUUUAAUGAAAGAUUUAUUAAAUUAAUCAGUUACAUGUCCGUGAGGAGCGAAGCUGGAAGAGCAGUGCAAUCCGGCAUCCAUUAGAAGUCAAAACUAGCGAAAAGUCCACACCGCCCACAGCAACGUUCCGGUUUCCAACCCCUCGCCGCCAGCGCCUCCGCCUCCCGUUUCCAGGCUGCUGACGGAAACAGCGGCAGCGGUGGAAAACAUCUCCAUUCAGCCGGGAAAACAACAGCAACAGCAAUGAGCGAGCCCGAGCCGCAGGAGCUGGGCGCCGAGGUUGUCAGCGGAUCGGUGACAGCAUGCGACGAUGGACAGGAGAUGACCAAGGCGAAAUAUACGAACCUGUGCCGGGAGCUUAACAUGGACCGUCAAACGGAGCUGCAAGGCUACCAAAUGUACCAUGAGGUGUCCCAGAGGUGUUCCCUGGAGGGUGAGUCUAUUCACUGGCUGUGCUGUGCCUUGUAUGCUGCCUGCCGGCGAUCCAGCACGCCGACGGUUAUUGGCCAAAAUGCAGUGGUCAGGGGCAACUGUGUGUCCUUGAAUAAUUUAUUGCGCUGCUGCCAGAUGAGCAUAUACGAUUUCAAGACCAAGAUCAAACAGUGGUGCGACAUGGCCAACCUACCGCAGGAGUUUGUGAACGAGAUCGAAGUCUUGGACCGCAAGUUCAGCAUCACAUUCACUCUGUACAAGCGGUUUCGCACCAUUUUUGAUAAGAUCUUUUCGUGUCCUCCCAACGAGAAGAAGCACUCCAAGUACAUCUCGCUUCAUGGUAACCAUGCUCAUGGCAAGUGCUCAUACAUCAAGCUAGACGACAUCUGCUGGCGCCUGUUCCUCUGCGCCAAGAACCAAAAGCCCAGCAACACCGUGGACCUGGUCACCUCGUUCAACCUGAUGAUUUGCUGCAUCGAUUUAAUAUACAACAAUGUGCUGGCCGAAAAGCGCACCGAUCUCAUCAACCCCAAGUUCGAGGGCCUGCCGAGCAACUGGACGGAGCUGGACUACCGUCACAAGCAACACUGCAUUUUGGCCUACUUUUGCGACAUGACCGAGGAGGCGAAGGCCAUGAAGGCCACAACCUUCCGCCAGAUAAUGUCGAGUUUCUUUAAGACUUCGACCAUCUACGGCAACAAGGACACCAUGCUGGGUUUGCUGGCUAACGAGAACUUCGAGCGCAACCUUAAGUCUCUUAACAUUAGCUACGAGCAGUAUGUCCUUAGUGUGGGGGAGUUUGAUGAGCGCAUACUGAGUGCCUAUGAUGCAGGGGACCAUACUGGGCUCAACGAUCAGUCCCUGCGUCCGCCGGUCACCCCGCUUACCCGCAAACAAGACCUGCCCGCCCAGCCGGCUAUGGCUGGGGACAAAUUCGAGCCCGUCCGCAAUGCCACCAACAACGUUAAGCAGCUUAGCGCCUUCGGACGGAUCACCGAACCCACGGAAUUCGUCAAGCAAGCAGGCGAGGAGGUGAUCGCCAAGCUGCUGAACAUUAUCGAGGAUAUCAAGCAGAAAUUCCUCGCCAAGUAUCCGUCUACAGAAGCGAAGAGCCGCUUUCGACUGGCCAAAUCCUUCUACUUUUACCUGCUAGACCAGAUCCUGCAAGCGGAAAUCCGGAACAAGCCCGAUAUCGAUCUCAAGCGACUGCUGGUGCAGAAGAUCUCGUUGGACAUCUUUAACAUCACGCUAAUGGCCUGCUGCGUGGAACUGGUGCUGGAGGCCUAUGAGACGGAGCUCAAGUUCCCGUGGGUACUCGACUGUUUAAGUAUUAGUCCGUUCGAGUUUCAAAAGAUAAUCGAGAUCGUGGUACGACACGGCUCGCACGAGGGCUGCCUGAACCGCUCGCUGAUCAAGCACCUAAACUCCAUCGAGGAGACUUGUCUGGAGCGAUUAGCUUGGGCGCGGGACUCGACUGUCUGGGACAUGAUCGCCUCCUCCCCGCAGCCACUGCCCACGUCGUUCGUAGUUAACCGCGACCGCUCCGCCGGCGCCCUGCAGAUUUUCUUGCGCAAGGUGUAUCUGCUUGGCUGGCUGCGCAUCCAGAAGCUCUGCUCGGAACUGGGACUCUGCGAGAAGACGCCCGAGUGCAUCUGGCACAUCUUUGAACACUCAAUCACCCAUGAGACGGACUUGAUGAAGGACCGUCACCUCGAUCAAAAUAUUAUGUGUGCAAUAUAUAUCUACAUUAGAGUAAAGCGAAUGGAGGAUCCCAAGUUCAGUGACAUUAUGCGGGCAUAUCGCAACCAGCCGCAGGCGGUGAACAGCGUCUACCGCGAGGUGUUUAUCGGGAUUAGCGACGACGGCAAGCCAAAGGUGAAGGACAUCAUUCACUUCUACAACAACAUAUACGUGCCGAUGAUUCGGCAGUUUGCCAUCGACUAUCUAAAGGUAACGCCGGACGCCUCGGACCUACUGCUCUCCCCUCACCCUAAGGAACGGGCCGCCCAGCCCAAGAAGGUCACUCAGAACCACUCGCUCUUCGUGUCGCAGAUGCCCAAAAACGAGAUCCAGCAGUCGCCCAAUCAGAUGGUCUACAGGUUCUACCACAGCCCCGCUAAGGACCUUCAACUGAUGAACGAAAAGGUACGCGGAGGCAAGCGCAUGCUGAGUUUUGGAGACGAGCCCGGCUUGGGUAUUGCGGAGACGAAGCGCCUAGUGCGGGAUCUGCCGCCGCACCUAAACCAGGUCAAGGCCGAGAUGGACGACCGGGAACUCCAGUCCACCGAGCAGAGUUCCGCUGUGUCGCCCGAGGGAUGCGGCCCGGGCGCAGGAGGAGAGCACGAGACGUAGAUAUGGGGUUUUUGGGGGCAGCUUAGACAUUAGGUUAUCACAACAAAAAAACUGAAAAAAAAAAAUUUGGCGCCGAAGGUCACGCUUCUUACAUGCUGGCUUCACCGGCGCACGUUCGACUAUUUUAUGAUUGUUUUUUUUUUUAAUUAUUAACUCCUUUAGAUUGACAUUUUAACUUAAAAGCAACCGCAACCAAUCGUAUACAUCUCUUUUAUACUUUGUUCAAUGACAGCAAGCAUAUAUUUCAUAUGAUAAUUAUACAAUAUAUGUAAACACCCAAUAAUUUAAAGGGAAUUUUAGUAAAUACCUGAACACCACACACAUCCAUCGGUCGCAGUUCCCCCGAUCCACCCCGAACUAACCGGGGUAAGGCUCGGAGUGGGCUGUGAUCACUAACAAAUCAAUUAAGGAAAGUCUACAUUAUAUAUAUAAAAUUAUAUAAAAAAUACACCUUUUAAAAAUUGA